UCAAUGCAGUAGUGCAGCAGUGUCAGUGCAACCAACAAAUUGCCACAAAACUUAGACCACUUAGACGUUAUUUGUCAGAAAAUGUCUUGUAUUGCUACUGAAAUGUUAGUUCGAAGUUUAUGCUAUUUAAAAACUAUUUGUAAUCAAACGUUGUUUGAUACUUUGUAAUUAUUAUAACAGCGAAAAAGGCCAUUAAAAAUGGCUGAUGUACGAUUACUUAUACAAGAAGAAGGUCGGGCAGCUAGAAAUUUGAUAGCUUUUAAUGUACCAGUUGGAACAAGUAAUAGUGAGAAGGUUACUAAAAAACCACCUAGUGUGCCAAGAAUAUCACAACAGAGUACAACUAAGAGAUCAAUGAAACCAACAACCAGAGUACGAUCAGCUUCUACUGGUCGAGAUAAAAAAUCUGAAUUACAGGCAAGGUAUUGGGCUUUUUUAUUUGGUAAUCUGCAAAGAGCUGUUGAUGGUAUUUAUCAAACAUGUGAAGAAGAUGAAAAUAUUUCAGAAUGUAAAGAAGUGAUACUAGUUUUAGAAAAUUAUACAAGAGAUUUCCAUAAUUUGAUUGAAUGGUUUAAAGUAAAAUGGGCCUAUGAAAAUUCACCACCACCACUGAGACGUACUCCCCUAGCAUGGGAAGUUAGGAAAACAUCCCCUUGUCGUAUCUGGAAUUCUACAAUGAUUCCAAAAUCCACUAGUCCUUUGCAAAGAAUGAGCCCUACUGAAUCUAUGUGUCGAAGUCCUGUUGACCAAAUUAUUUCAGAAAAUAAGACUAUUUCCACAGAUAAUAAAGUCAGCCAAAUAAAAGGAGAGUCUGCAUAUAAAUUGAUCAAAGAUAAUAAAGGUAACAUCACCAGAAAUAAUUCAAAUUUAAGUGAAAAAUGUAAAAGUCCAAUAGAUAAAGGAACAAGUCAAACAUUGAACAAAGACAAACUAACCUCAGUGAAAGUAAAUAAAACCCUUGUAAAACAUGUAAUAUGUUCAAAAACAAGUGGUAAUGCUACGAUAGAUCAAAAACCAAACGAGAGUUCGCAACGUGAUCAGAAAAGCAAGUUGGACUCCAAAAAUGUUUCAAAACCAGUUAAAAAUACAUUGCACUGUAAUUCUACCAAAGUAGCAGAUUCUAAUGUAAUACUCGAGAAAACUGAGCAAGUAAUUCAGGAUGAUAAAAAUGUACAAUUAAUUACAACAACAGAAAAAGAACUUUCUAAAUCUGUUGUUACAGAUAAUAAAUUGAAUGCUCAAAAUACUCCACUGGUAAAGUCUGUAAGUCCUAGAAAUGAUUUAGGACUAGGGAAAAAUGAAAUUAAUGCUAAAGUGAAAAAACAAAGCUCAGGGAAAAGUGUUAAAGCUGUUUGCAUAGAAAAUGUAACUGCUGAAAAUAAAUUAAUAGAUUCUAACACCAUGGGAAAAGAAAAUAAUAGUAUCCUUGUAGCAAGUAAAAGUAUACAGAGUAUUACAAAAGUUUCAAAUAAAGUUACCCAAAAACCAAAAACACAGUCCAAUGUGAGUGAUAAUAUAAAUAAUAAAAUUGUUACAAAAACUGUGUCAGAUAUGUCGUGCAAUAAUUCAAAUAAAGGGUUAAUUCAUGUCAACAAGCCAGCAUAUUCUACAGUAUCGCAAAUGAAGGUUACUAAAACGAAACAAUCAGGCCUUCCUGAAACCCCUAAAUUUUUUCGGAGUAAAACAACAUUAAGUGACAGAAAUAUAUCUGUUUCGAAUAAAAUAAAACCUGGAACAUCCGUCAUAGUGAGGCAACGAUUUCAAUCUUUUGAUAAUAAGAUCUCGGAGCAAAGUACACUAAAAAAGGAUCAGAGCAGUAAAGAUAUAAAUGGUUCAGUAGAAGUAUUAACAAAACAGACAGUUACCGUAAAAACAAAGGAAGAGAAUGAUGGUUGGCAAACAGUUAGAGGCCGUUGCAGAAGAGGAAGUACUCAUAAUUUAAAUAUGUCUACAAGAUUCCACAAACCGAGUACCGCUACCUCUUUACCAGCCCUAUCUAUAGAAAGUCCGUCAGAGAAAAAUAAGAAGAAAUGCUUGACUCCAGAUGGAAAUGGCAAACAAAAAAAGAAAUGUAUUGUGGAGAAAGAAGGGAAAAAUAUAAGUAACGAGGUAGAAAAGGUGAAGGGGGAGUCAGUCGCAAGCCUUACCAUUAAAGAUAAGGUAGAAGAGGUUUUCAAAAACACCGUUAAUUUGAAUGAAAUAAAUUCUACAUCGAUGAUUGCAGCUAUAUUUAAAAGCGAUGCAGAGUUACUCGAAAAACGUAUACAACAAUUUAUGGCUGCUCAAGCGGAAAGAGAAAGGAUAAUUUUAGAAGAGGAAAGAAAAACGGAAGAGGCUGAUUCUCAGCGGUCUCAACAGUUAUCAGAUGAAGAAGCAUCCUUGCGUAGGCAAAUUUUAGAGUUAGGGUGUGCGGAAACUGAUGUUGACACAGAAACUGAUGAGACAGAUGGUGAGAUGGUUCUUGAGAUAGAAGAUGAACCAGCAACAUCUCCUACCACAGUGUCCGACGACAUCAGUUUAGAAGAUCGGUAUGGAAAUGUGUUAGAGGGAAUGUCUUGGGCCGAGUGUGUGGACACGCUUGCACAGUUACGUGCUCUAGUAGCUCGUCAUCCUGGCAGAGCAUUAGAGUUGCAUCAAAAGCUUUCAUCUCCAUCUAGAAAAAGGUCACUACCUGAGACACUACGGAGAUAUCAAGCAAAACAGGCUUGUGCACAACAUAAGCGUCAAAAGUUGUUGAUGGAGAAAUCACAGAGAUUACGAGAACUGUUGAACAAAGUGAAAGACGUUAAGAGUGCUAAAAGCCAGUUGAUAGAGGACAAGAGAAUGAGAAUGGAGGUGAAGUUGAAACGAGCAGAAGAGAAUAGAACACAGCACCUAUUAGAAAUUGUUAGAAAAGCUCACGACGAAGACUCCAAAUUGAAAGAAAUUGCAUUUAUUAACGAACUUGAAGCACAAAACAAAAGGCACGAUUUCAUGGCAUUGUGUCAAGAACAAGAAGAGCGAUUACAGGGAAUUCAAGAAGAGCGUCAACGUAGGCAGGAAGAAAAGGCUGCUAAAGAAGCUGCAGCAGAAGAACGCAGGCGAGCUCUAGAAGCUGAAAGGCUACUGCGUAUACAGAAAAUGAAGCAAGCUCGUCGUGAGCGUGAAGAAAGAGUUGGUAAAAUGCAGCUGGAAAGAGAAAAGGAGCGACAGGAACUCGCAAGAGAAAAAGCCAGGGAUCGAGAGGAACGCUUGUCGGCCCUUCAUGCAGCUCAAUUAGCGAAUCAAGAAGAGUUACAAAAGAAAAUAGCUCAAAAACAACAAGAAUCUGCGAGGAGACAUGUUGAAAAUAUAGAGCAGAUUCGACAAAAAGCAGUUGAAUCUUCGAUUUUAAGAUCAGAGGAAGUUCCACCAACUUUGAAAUCAUAUCCCGCCCAGAAGCAAUGCUCUUUGUGUGGAACAGUGAUAACGAAUGAAGUGCAUCUAUUGAGUCAUUUGAAAGGAAAAACACACGUUGAAGCAGUACGAAGUACACACGAUGGUCGGGAACCAUCUCGAGAUGAGCUGCAGCGAUUUAAUAUAUUGCAAAUACGUGAUCUACCGAUCUCGGUUAUCGAUAAUAAUAAUUCCAAUGAAAUUAAAGCUGCGAAAGAAAAACAGAAAGCCUUAAAAAGACGAUGCAGAAAAAUGAAACAACGCAUGAUUUUACGUGGCAAAGAAUGGGAAGACAAUAAUAAGAGCGAUGUAAGUCAAUCGACAGAGUCGACAAAUAAAGCCAAGUUCCGUCGAAAUUUGAAGGAACUGGAUCGAUUAUACAAUAACCAUUCGAAAACAGCGUGGUCAAGUGUCGCCAUUGCUGCUCUAGAACGUUGUCUAGGUGAAAUAACAAGAGCCUUUUCAAAAUUGUGUCCACUCGAUCAAAAUGCAUUUAGAAAUUUAAAUGGAUUUGACGUUCUAACAAGUCUAUUAAACUUAGGACUGCAAAUGCAAAAUGCAUCUCACAAUUUACCAAAUAAAAGCAUCAUUUCUGUGUGUCGCGUGUAUAAGCUUAGUGUCAGCGGGAACGAUACUAACAUUGAAGUAGUUUUAUCCAGCAACAAAAUUCUGGUCAUCUUAGAUCUUUUGCUUCAACAUCUAGAGGUAUAUUAUUUACAAAGUGUAAGAACAAUGAGACCCGUCUGUUCGCAGACUCUGACGAAGCUCGACUACCAGCUUCAGGUGCAAGAAGUGUCCGGUAAUUCGACCGGAAGCGGAAUCGUAGCGAACAGCCUGAUGCAAUUGCUGUGCAGCCUGAUCCCGGAGGAACCGUUCGAGAAAUCGCUAUUGCAGACGCGGGUCCAAGAUGUUGCCGGAUAUCUAGUAGCAGGUGGCUUGAUCGAUCGAGUUUCGCGUCACAGUCGUGCCCUGGUCGAAACCGAUUUCUUCGUGGAUCAAGAUCACGAGUCGCCGCUGGUAAUAUCCUCCUACGAUCUCAUCUUCAGGAUGUGUUGCCACUUGAAGAAGUCAACGGAUCAGGACGCUGGUAGCGUACCUGAGAAUAACAACAACAACAACAACAACAGCAACGUAGAACAAACGAGCGUCGAGUCGCAUCUACUUUCGACUCUAUCCUCGACCGAAGUUGCAGGCGCAAUCGGUGCACUUUACGCCGCCGUUGCACUGAUCCCGCAGAACCAGAAAGGAUCCUCGCCGACCCCUAAUCAAACUACGAUGACGCAGUCGACAAGGAUUUUAGUUGUACGCUGCAUCAGGCUACUGAAGUCGAUCGCGGAAUUGAAUCUUCAGAGAUUGCAGAAUCUGUUGGGAGCGGAGGGCACCAGCUUGCAAUGGCGACUGAUAGCUAGUCAUGUGAUAACCAGAUUAUCACGAGAUCCAAUAUCGCACAAGCCAGAAAUUGGAUGUGCGCAGAACACUAGUGGUACUUACAUCCUGUCAGAACUGUUCCAGGUCCUCGGCUAUUUUGCAGUUAACAACCCGGAGAAUCAGUUGACCCUGCAAUCGGCUGGAGCUGGGCCAAGUGUUCUCCAGCAGCUGUGUACUUUACCGUUUCCGUUCUAUGGGGCACCAGGAUUGACGUCGUACAUUUUCCCAACACUUUUGGCGGCGACGCAUCAAAAUCCAGAGGCCACGGCGAUUCUCUCUUGCGAAUUGUCUUACCAGCUGCUGGAAGAGUACAGGAAUUCGGACGACGGUAAGCUGAACCCUUUGGUCCGCUUGUUGAAGGACUCGCCGAGUCCUUAAGCGUAUCGCAGCACGGUUUAGUCCGUUUAAGUUAUUCUUCGAAUCUGUUCGUUGCACCAUCCUGGAUUAUCCUGGGUGUCGUUAAACCACAGGACCAUUACUUAUCAUUCUGUUCGUCGAGUCGAUGGCCGAGCAUGAGAGAAAAUUGUUGUUAGGUACGUCCAUCGUCCAAUUGAGAAAGCUGCGGCAUCCACCGUCGAGGCUGGCACUCGACGCCGAAUCGUCCACACAAAACGUGUCCCGAAUUUUUGACAGACGGGCGCGCGUACACGGUCGAGAUUGGCGAAGAACGCUUGGUACAAAUUGUCUGCCCUCUCGCACCUCUUUCGAGCAUGAUCAAUCGAAGGGUUUUUUUGCAGCGAGCGAUAGGCGCGGAGAACGUUCGUCCGAGUGCUUGUUGCGUAAGGUUUGAACACGUUGCCGACAAUUGUCGAUCGAAUGGUCACGAAUUAUCGCUAGCAUCGUUCAUAUAUCGAGAACCAAUUAAAUUCAUCGGUGGAUCUGUCUCAAAUAAAGCACCGGUACAAGUAUCAUCAUUUGUAUGUAAUUUGUCAUUCUGAUAGAUUCGUAGGAUAGUUUAAAUUCACGCUGUUGGGACCUGUAUACCGUGGCGCGUAUAAUUACAGGCUCUCGAAGCAACUUUUCCAUUUUUAGCGGUAUUUAAAGAAGAAUUUAAUCAUUUCGAAAUCGAUGCAGACAACUUUUAUUUCGUAGGAAAAUCCGCAGUCUGCUCGUUAUUAUGCACACGCGAAACGAAGUUUUUCUAUGCACUGGAAAUGGUAUUCGUCGUUGCCACGACUUACAAUAAGCUCGGCUCAUUAUUAGACCAUGAAAUGGAUAGCAUUCUCCUUCCUAUUCAGCCUUUAAUUGCUUUAACUCCAUUAAGUGUGUUCUUUGUCAUACUUUUCUGCCUUCGAACGUGCCUUAUGAAUGUUUCAUAACCAUUUUCGUUAACUAUUAUUUUUUCUUUCUCCCUCUCCCCGCUCCUUCUCUCUCUCUAUUAAUUUCUUCGUUUAUUUUGUUAGUGAUAUAUUGUAUCCGAUUGUUUUCUCAUUUUGUAAGUUUACGUAUACUGUUCGAAUUCAUUCUUGUAACAACAGUGAUGCUGAAUCUCGUCCAUUCGUCCCUGUAUGUGAUGCAAUAAUAUUGUUGUAUUUUAUUUU
Molecule: messenger RNA, 6383 nt
Organism: Megalopta genalis
Lineage: Eukaryota; Metazoa; Arthropoda; Insecta; Hymenoptera; Halictidae
Gene: ssp3
Product: short spindle 3
Source: RefSeq, a predicted model, not a curated record